Messenger RNA from Strongylocentrotus purpuratus (purple sea urchin), 2740 nucleotides. Its product is annotated as chloride channel CLIC-like protein 1. Lineage: Eukaryota; Metazoa; Echinodermata; Echinoidea; Camarodonta; Strongylocentrotidae. The record is from RefSeq and is a predicted model, not a curated record. Bases 46 to 2205 code for a protein of 719 amino acids. The transcript has 7 exons. Gene Ontology annotation, cellular component: membrane; endoplasmic reticulum. Gene Ontology annotation, molecular function: chloride channel activity.
UGCGCUAGUCAUUCAUGCACUAGCAAAUCAACGUUUCUCAAAAUCAUGGGAGGUUCAGGUAAUCCUGCCCUGAUCAGCUGUUGUCUGCUCUUCGUCUGCCUCUGUCUGACCAAGCAGUUCUCUCUGUACGUCGAUGCCCUCAACGUUGACCUGGAUGUCGAUUGUGUCCCGGACAUCAGUGACAUGGUAGACUAUGAUCCAGUGACUCAGACGAGCGCUCGAUGCGAGAAGAUGAAGCGUGAGAAGCAGAAAGCUAAAGACCAGUGCCAGGCUAAUUUAGCAGAUGCACAGCACAAUCUUGAAGCCUGUUUGACAGCCAGCGAUUUCAAGCCAUGUGUAUGCCCCCCGCCUGUCGAGUGUGAAGAUGAUGUCAAAGCUAUGCCUUGUCGUGAUGCUGACGAUAUGUUCUUUCGUCGUCUUGUACGUCACUUAGUCAAUGUCAUCCAGAAAAAAGCCCCAGAGAGCGGCCAAGUUGAAGCCCAGAUGGAGAUCCACCUCACCAGUCACGAUUGGAAGAAACUCCAGAGCUUCGCUGAUGGUAAGGACGAUUACCGACGGGCCGACAUCCACGAUGUCAUGGUCGGCAUGACGAUGAACAUCUUCUAUUUUAACCAGACCAGCAUCAUGGAGUGGCUCGGCGAACAGGUCAAUCUGAAGUCGCCUGCAGCUAUUCUGCUUACGGUUUCCAUCACAGUCUCAUGCCUUGUGUUUGGUGUCGGCAUGUACUCAGACCUAUACUGGAAUCGACGCUUCAUGGCCUGUCUCCUGACCUCCAUCUUCGUCAUCAGUGUCAUAUGGAAUUGGAUUUAUCUCUAUCAGGAAGAAACCAUCAAGCGUUACCGCAAUGCUCAGAAGUACGAAAAGAUCCCAGCCAACUGCAUGCCACACAAGAUGACCUGGGUGCAGGCCCUGCAGGAAUGGUUUAGUUCCAUGACAUCCAUCCGCAAGGAUGAGUGCUUUGAGUACCACAGGAUCUACCAAGUGGAUCCCCUCUUCGAUAUCCCUCCAACCAGGGCCCUAUCCGUCACGGUUUCUUCAUUGUUUGUCGACAACUUCAAAUACUUUGGUCGAGCCGUCAGCGAAUUCCAUGCGGAGAUCUUCAGAGACCUUCCAAUCUGGGCUGCACUUCCUGCUCUUGUGUCUUGUUAUGUCUUUGGAUUCUUUGCUCUCUAUGCAUACAUCGCUGCACCCAGGAGGGUCCUGAAAGAGCGGCCCGUCCUGCAGCAGGUCCGCAGAGGACCACCUGCACUGGGAGCUGCCAGGGAACAUAACUUACCGAUUGCUGAGCACAUUGGAGAGGAGGACCCUCAUCCUGGAGAUGGUUACAGAGAAGGAGACAGAAUCGAAAACAUCCUUCCACCAACUCUACCUGUAGCUAGAGAAGAGAAAAAGAAACCUUCCAAGCAGCGGGGUUCUCCCAAAAAGCCACCCCCUGGGAACCAACACCGACCCCGAGGAGCGGUAGGGGGUCGCACCCAUGAUCAGAGGGGUGUUGAUAGGGAUGAGGAUGAAGAAGGCCAAGAACUUUUCCCGGGUGUCAAGGAAGUGGAUGACGACUCAGUACAGCCAUUGGAGAGGGACCACGAAGCAGGACAAAGUGGCUUGGGUCCUGCAGUUAGACCAAAGACCAGACCUCCCGGACAAACCUUCCAGCGACCUGCACAUGGGAAUGAUGCCGAUACAAGCAGCUCAGACUCGAUAGAAACGGUCCAAUCAAAACCUAGGCCAAGAGACUUUGGUGAUAGUAGACCCUCCAGACAGAAGACUCCAGUAGAUAGGACCACGUCCAUUGGCGACAGCGAUUCCGGUGCUCUGGUCAGCCAUCCUUAUUCAGAGAAAUCAGAUGGGGAGUCCCUGAUGGGUUCUGUGAGUGGUUCGACCUUUCCAGACCAGGUGGCAAGUGUCUCCUUCUCAAGGGAUACCUCUGCAGGAGACCAGGCUUAUGCUGCUGAUGAGGAAACCACCGCAUCAUCCAAUAUACCCACUGGAUACACCACACCAUCCUCCAUAGGUAGUCCAGAUGACAUCUCGGUCAUCAGUCAGUCGCCAGAAAACACCAACAGUGCCACCUACGACUUCAUCUCCACCAGCAGCUUUGGUUUAAGCGGUGAGCAGCCUCCAGGGCUAGCACCAGAGGAAGUCAGGGCUGAACAGGUGGAAGAGGAUUUUGAAGAUGAUUUUGUGGUGCUACAGACUGAGAAGUAAUGUGCAUCCCCCUAGUACAAAUCUUGUAAUUAAACUUACAGGAGAAAUCUACCCAGACAACAUGUUGGUUCUAAUAAAAGCAUAACAAUAAGAGACUCAUAUCAGUGAAAAGGAAAUUUGUUAAAAGGUUAAGAGAGUUUUUUUUGAUUUGUGAUGAAUCAAGAUAAAGUGGCAAGGCAAUGGUUGGCAGUUAGAGUCCGGCCGUGACACUAACGUCCUUCAGCAGGACUGGGCUAAUAAUAUGAUACUUUGUAUUAAGUGCAGUAGAGUAUAUUCAUGUAGUAGCUGCACGAUAUAAAGAGACCUAUUAUUAUUGUUAUUAUUAUUAUUAUUAUUAUCAUAAAUCACCUGUUAGUCGGAGGAGUGUGUACAUGAACAUGGAACAUGGAAAAAAAAUACUGUUCUGUGUAUUACAUGAUCUGAGACUUGUGCAUGAGGCAAGCUGCAAUGAUGUCGUUCAGAGAAAAAUGUAGAUGUACAUUUAGAAAGGAGCUCCGGUUCUGGUGAUGGAAAAACUUUGUCAAAUGUAAUCUUC